AUGUACCCUAUUGUCUGCGACACGGCUAACGAUACGUGCCUAGCCUAUGGAGGGCCGCUGCUCUCCCCCGAGUCGAUUGUGUCGCCUACCGCGGAGAUGAAGAUGGUCGGGUCGUCGAAACUUGAUGGCGGUAGUGUACUGAGAAGUGGCGUCUUUCUCACCACACCCACUGAUAGUGCGCUAUAUUAUCACUUGGCAUCGAACCGUCUCGCGAUGUUCGACGUGUCCACCUUUGCUCCUGUGCAGCUUGCGCCUGUACUCCUGUCGCUCCUUGCGCUUGUCUAUAUAGCGCGCCACACCGUUAUUCGCAGGCAUCAGGAUAUCGAAAGACUACCUGGUCCAUCGCGCAAGGAUGCUACCUGGCUGUGGGGUCAUGAACUCCUGGCGUUCGAGAACUGUCCGACGGACAUGUACACCAGAUGGGCUGCAGCGUUUGGCACGUUCUUCAAGAUCAAGGGCGCCUUUUUCCACCGCGAUAUCAUCGUCGCGACAGACCAUGCAGCCGUGCAGCACAUACUCCAGUAUUCCGACGAUUAUGUGAAAGAAACUGGGAUGCGAGAAGUGGCUGGAACCAUCCUGGGCAGAGGCAUCGUAUGGGCCGAAGGACAAGAGCACACGAAACAGCGCCGACUGCUCGCGCCCGCCUUCUCACCGGAGGCCAUCAAGGGGAUGACAGAUGAUAUAUCAGAAUCAUCCGCAAAGCUCGAAAGUAGGUUGACGAACCUGGUCCUCGCCCGCGGUGUGACCGUCAAUGUGGCCGACUACAUCUCGAUGUGCACCCUCGACAUCAUUGGCCGCAUCGGGUUCGGCCAUGACUUCAAGUCAGGCCAGUCCGCAGAAGCCAAAGAGAUACGCGCGGUCUGGGAGAAGCAGGUUAACGCGUCGAACACAUUCAAGGCCUUCGUCGGUUCGCUGCUGCUGCGCACGUUCCCUAUUCUCACCUCGCUGCCGCUGCCCGUCAUGAAGGAGGCGCGGCGCACGAGGGAGAUCGUGUCCGAACUCGCGACGCGCUUGCUGAGGCACGGGUACUUCAGCGACAAGGGCCGGGAUAUUCUCAGUAUCUUGAUGUGCGCGGGAAACAAGGACGGGGCAAAGGAGAAGCUCUCUGCUACGGAGAUCGUAGACAAUAUCACUACGUUCUUACUGGUCGGCCAUGAAACCACCGCUGGAUCGUUGAGCUUCAUACUGUGGGAGCUGGCCCGGCACCCAGAGAUACAACAGAAGCUGCGCGAGGAAAUUCGACAGUUCGGCGGCAACAUUAACUACGACGAUAUACAGCAGCUGAGUUACCUCGACGCGGUCGUCAAAGAAGGGCUUCGUUUACAUCCUGCCUCACCUAUGACCGAACGUGUAGCACUGAAGGACGAUGUCAUCCCCCUGAACAAGCCUGUCUGCACGUCGAACGGUCAGACGGUCUCGUCAAUCAGCGUGAAAGCAGGACAGGUGUUCCACAUCCCGUUCGUCAGUAUGCAAGUCAAUACAGACGUCUGGGGCCCGAAUGCGGCGGAGUUCGUGCCCGAGCGGUGGAUCGACCCCGGCGGCGUGCUCCCUCCUGCGGAGUUGCCGCACGGAUGGAGCGGGCUCGUCGCGUUCUGCGACGGCCCCCGGAACUGCAUUGGCUAUCGACUUGCGGUCUUUGAGUUCAAGGUCAUUCUUGCAACGCUCAUCCGCACGCUCGAGCUACACGAUACGUCUGCAAACGUGGAGCUGAAGAUCAAGCCGACGCUGCAGGCCUUUGUGGACGGUCGCGGUGGUUUUCUUCCCAUCCAUGUUACCUUGGCUCCGUAG
Molecule: messenger RNA, 1788 nt
Organism: Sparassis crispa
Lineage: Eukaryota; Fungi; Basidiomycota; Agaricomycetes; Polyporales; Sparassidaceae
Exons: 15
Coding region: 1-1788 (595 amino acids)
Molecular function (GO): iron ion binding; heme binding; oxidoreductase activity, acting on paired donors, with incorporation or reduction of molecular oxygen
Source: RefSeq, a predicted model, not a curated record